This is a messenger RNA of Coregonus clupeaformis (lake whitefish), 7793 nucleotides long. Its product is annotated as E3 ubiquitin-protein ligase DTX1. Lineage: Eukaryota; Metazoa; Chordata; Actinopteri; Salmoniformes; Salmonidae. Gene Ontology annotation, biological process: protein ubiquitination; Notch signaling pathway. The transcript is spliced from 11 exons. Gene Ontology annotation, cellular component: nucleoplasm. Gene Ontology annotation, molecular function: ubiquitin protein ligase activity; zinc ion binding. The record is from RefSeq and is a predicted model, not a curated record. Bases 1325 to 3286 code for a protein of 653 amino acids.
GAGACGUUAGUAGGUUACACGAUAGAGAGCGAGAGAGAGAGCGCACGCAGUUAAGAGGAGCUAACGGAGACCAGAGAUAAUCCCACCGCUGCCAUCAAAGUGGCGAGCAUAUAAUAAAGUCAAGUUCGCUAUGAUAAAGUGAAGUUCUUAACAAAAGCCGAUGCUACUGAGAGUUGUGGAGCAACAGUCCAGUGCUGUGAUGCACACACCGCAGGCUUUUCUCCCAGUCUCUGCUUGGGUCUACCGAAUGUAGGCUAAGGAAAUUCAAAGGAAGCGCUCAAAUCAAAGCGUUGAAGAUGACCUAUUUCAUGCAAGCAUUUUUUAUUUAUUUUAUGAAUAAAUAAUAUACUUAAUUUCGUUCAUUUACAUUACCAAUCUAUUGCUGUUUUUAGAAUAGACUGUUCAACGUCGUCUCAUUUUCACUUCAGCGAUGCAACAUCUUCCUGUAAUUUUUCCACAACGCAUCGCGAUUACGCGCGUAGCCAAGGUAAUAGAUAUUUUCUUGGUCAGCAUCACAGGUGCUCGUGGACCUUUGUGCGUAAUUUUGGACCAUUUUUGCAUGUUCAGUUUAUGAGCGAAUUCAUUUAAUACAUCAAAGGGGGAAACCACCAGACCAGUCCUAUAGCAAGAAUGGCUCCGCACCUCAAACGUUCGGGUGAUUGUAAUUGGGGCAUGCGUUUUAUUGUUUAUCCAUAGCAGGCUGUCGGAGUUCAGAUAAACUGAGAUGCAUAGAACGGAAAAUAUGCAAAUAAUUGGAAAUAACACCCGGCAGUGCUUGAUUGUGAGGCAAUUCAUCAUCUGAAAUGUAUUUUUAUUUGUAAUUUUAAGGGAGGAAAUAUCACAGGUUUGAAUAACUCUACUGUCCUGAAGAAUCGAAGACACAUUUUUAGUGUAUAUCCCAUGUUAAUCUGCUUGGGUUUUCUGAGACUUCUCCGGCUGUAUGCUUCUGCAAGGCUCAUCAGCAUCAGCAUCUACAUCAUCUGCCACUUCAAACACAUCAAGCCACAAGAGGAGGGAGCUUAGCUGCUUUUGGCAUUUCAAAAUUAGGCUGAUCAAAGAACAAGUCAAAACUGCAGUGAAAAAAAACACCUUCAGGAUGACAGUGAGUUUCUUCAAAGUGAACCAGAUGACUCCACCGGACCCGUGCCCUGGAAACACCACCAUUUGACUGAGGACUAUCAGAGUGACUGCUGACAUCAAAGUUUUAAUUGUUGUUUUAAAAAAGAAGAACAAAUGCUUGGGCAUCUCUGGUGGCCUGCUGGGUAGCAGUGGUCUUCUUGUACCGUAGUAGCAGGAGCUGAACCACGGUUACCAUAGUGGGACAAUGGCACGCCCAGGCUCUGGGGUGCUGGUGUCGGUCAACGGGCUGGGGUACCCUCCUCAGAACCUGGCCCGGGUGGUGGUGUGGGAGUGGCUGAACGAACAUGGGCGCUGGCGGCCCUACAGCGCGGCAACGUGCCACCACAUAGAGAACGUACUGAAGGGUGACGCACGGGGGACUGUGGUCCUUGGACAGGUGGAUGCCCAGCUGGCCCCUUACAUCAUCGACCUGCAGUCCAUGCACCAGUUUAGACAGGACACAGGCACCAUGAGGCCGGUCCACAGGAACUUCUAUGAGCCGUCGUCAGCCCCAGGGAAGGGUGUGGUGUGGGAGUGGGAGAACGACAGCGGCUCCUGGACGCCUUACGACAUGGAGAUCUGUGUGACCAUCCAGAACGCCUAUGAGAAGCAGCACCCCUGGCUGGACCUGACCUCUCUGGGCUUCUGCUACCUCAUUGACUUCAACAGCAUGGCCCAGACCAACCGGCAGAGCCAGAGGAAACGCCGCCUGCGCCGACGCAUGGACCUGGCCUACCCUCUCAUCAUGGGCUCCAUCCCCAAGUCCCAGUCUUGGCCUGUGGGCGCCAGCUCCGGCCAACCCUGCUCCUGCCAGCAGUGCAUUCUAGUCAACAGCACGCGGGCCGCCUCCAACGCCAUCCUGGCCUCUCAGCGCCGUAAGCUGUACGGGGGGGCCGCAGGAGCCACAGGGGCCACAGGCACGCCCACUGUGGUGCGGCAGAGUAACACCUUCGCCGGAACCACCCUCUGGUCCCCUACCUCCAGUGCCGGGAGCAACAAUAUACAGCAUAACAACAUAAGUGCAGGAGGUGGCAAAGCUAAAGCUGAACAGGUGCAGUCGCCCCUGUCUAGUGCCAACUUCCCCUGUUCCCCAGCACUGCAGUCCCUUCCACCCGCACAUGGCCACUCCCACACCCAUGCACACUCCCACGGCCACCAUGUCAUCAUCAACGGGCAGAACAACCUGAACCGGCCGGGCACCCAGCGCAUUUCCAUGGGCACUGCUAGAGGAGCCAUCCCACCAGGGGUCCCGGCCCUCCCUGUUAAGAACCUGACUGGCUCUGGACCAGUUCACCCAGCAAUUGCAGGUAUGACUGGUAUCCUGAUGUGUGCUGCUGGCCUGCCCGUGUGUCUGACCCGGGCCCCUAAACCCAUCCUGCACCCACCGCCCAUCAACAAGAGUGACAUGAAGCCUGUGCCCGGGGUCAAUGGCAUCUGCCGCAAGACCAAGAAGAAGCACCUCAGGAGAGGGAAAAACCCAGAGGAUGUAGUGCGGAGAUACACAGAGAAAGUGAAGGUAGCCCCUGAUGAGGACUGCACCAUCUGCAUGGAGAGGCUGGUGAUGUCAUCGGGUUACGAGGGUGUCCUGCAGCACAAGGGCAUAAAGCCAGAAAUGGUGGGCAAGCUUGGCAAGUGUGGGCACAUUUACCAUCUGCUGUGCCUGGUGGCCAUGUACAACAAUGGCAACAAGGAUGGCAGUCUACAGUGCCCCACCUGUAAGGCUAUCUAUGGGGAGAAGACAGGCACACAGCCCCCUGGGAAGAUGGAGUACCAUGUCAUUCCCCACUGCCUGCCUGGCUACCCGGAGGCCAAGACCAUCCGCAUCGUCUAUGACAUUCCUGCUGGCAUACAGGCCACAGAGCAUCCCAACCCAGGGAAGAAGUUCAGCGCUAGAGGCUUCCCACGGCACUGCUACCUCCCAGACAAUGACAAGGGCAGGAAGGUCCUGAAGCUCCUGAUCAUGGCGUGGGACCGCCGCCUCAUCUUCACCAUCGACACGUCCAGCACCACGGGCGAGUCGGACACGGUGGUGUGGAACGAGAUCCACCACAAGACAGAGUUUGGCUCCAACCUGACAGGGCACGGCUACCCAGACCCCAACUACCUGGACAACGUCCUGACAGAGCUGUCAGCCCAGGGGGUGGGAGAGGACAACCUGAAGGACUGAGGGGGGCAGAGAGGCCACCGAGGACCACCACCCAUACAAUACUCCUCUCUGACAUAGAGUGGGCCUCUGCAUGAAGAGGCAACAUGCAGCCGAGAUAACUAUAUUUUACUCCCCACACCCAAAACACACCUAAAGACCCUCAGAUUCUGUAUGUGGCCAUGGAAAUAUAGCAAAUGACAUUAUAACAUCAUGAUUGUGUUAUACUGUUAUUUGCAUUUACCUAAACAUAACUGUAAAACUUUGUCCGUGCCUUGAGCAUGUGUAUUUUUGCCAAGAUUUCAACCUGAUAGGGUAAAGGAACGUGAAGACAGGAUUUAAAUGAAAACAGAUCUCAAUGUGUAUUGGCUGUUGUGGGAUUUAGACAUUAUUGCACAUCAACUGUUAAUUGAUUCCUCUGAGACAGGAUUUUGAUCCUCCUCUUUUGUACUGAAGAAGAUUUUAGGACUGUGACAUCAUGGCAUUGAAAGAGAUGUCUGUUUAUACUCACCACCAAACCAUAUGGCCCAGAGUUUGAUAUUGCAUUUUAAUGUUGACCGCAUACCUGGGACUUUUGCAAAGACAGUUGGCUAGGGCUCUGAAGGCUUUAGAUGUCUGUCACAGUUUGUUCUAGUUUUAUCAGAUGUGUAUUUUUUAAAGAGUAGGGAAGUGAUUUCUCAAGUUGUAGUUGGUAUUUGUGUGGAAAUCUUCAGGAGAAUUUUAAUAUGCAGAAUUGUAAAAGCGUGGUUGCUUUCCCAGAUCUGACACUUAUUAGUCCAAUUCACACUAAAUCUACACAGUUCAACUUGUUGUGACAUGCUGAUGUGGUUGCUAGUGAGAGUCUUUUGAAAGUGAGGCCUUUUGCUUAGUUUUAGCUUGGUGGUUUUCUGCACCAAAACUGUCUGUAGAUCUGAGUGGACGGUCACGGUGAUGUGAUUCUCAGGAAGGAGAGAGGGCAUCUCUGAUUGGCUACACAGGGCCGUUUCACAAAGGCUUGGCGUCACUGGCCAGUGAGUCUGUUGAAGGUUGACAUGCACCACCUGACAGAGAGACAGUCAGAUGAUUUGAGGAUUCAGCUGUCUCACAGUAAAUGUAUAUUCUAAUGGGGUGCCAACCUGAGGAGGCCUUUGGAAGUUAACCUGAUAUAGAUCCAUCCACAAGCAUCUUAACGACCAGUUAGAUGAUUGUUAAAAAAUGUAUGCUUCUAUAAGUUAAGAACUGAGGCAGUCGAGCAAGCCUCGCUCCACUCCAAGGUUAACCUAAUUUGUUUUGUUGAAACACUGGUGACAUUGACCUCUGUGAAUAAGCCUGUCUUAGAGGAGGCCCAGGCGUUGGAAUGAUCUAUCACGCUCGCAUCACAUGUGCUUGCCUACUUGCGUGUGUUUUUGAGUGUGUGUUAGUGUGUGUGUGCUGUGGGGUUAAUUCGCUCUCUAAGGGCUCUAUUUAAUCCGUAUUGCGGUAGUUGAGCAUUACAGCGUGAUUUAAAUUUAAAGACAAUAUUCCCGAGUUAGCAGAGACUGCAUUCACGGUAAACGCUGUAUAUGUCGGCUCAAUCGGAAAUUACUUUUACAUUUCUAUGGCGCAAUCUCGAACGCUUCAGUGCUUCAACAGAGAAGCAGAACAUGCUUCUCAGAGAGCGAUGUCCUCCUCAAAGAAUGACUCUCUCCUCUGAUCCAUCAUACAGUAGAGUAGGCAGAGCGUGCCACACACACACACACACACACACACACACACACACACACACACACACACACACACACACACACACACACACACACACACACACACACACACACACACACACACACACACACACACACACAGUGAUGUACGAGCCCCUGGUGUUCAUCCUCUGCUCUGCAAUGCUGGGCUGGUUGCAUGAUAAGCCUCUGCUGCUCCCUGGUGCUGCAGACAACAGACCCCCACCUGUCUAAAGGCUCUUAGGUCUGAUACUGAUGUACGGGCCACUGCUGCGUUUCCCCUUCCCUCAGCAGCUAGAGGAGCUCAUUCUACAGUAGGAUCACUCAGAAUGUUGUUCUUUAAAGUACAGUACGUGAAGCUGAUGUUGCACUGGGAAUGUUACUCCCUUUGCUCCUUCCCAUCUCCCUUCCCACAGAUUCUAUGCCCAUAAGCUAAAGAGUUAUUGAAGAUUUUAGUCAUGAUGAAAUCUUGUGAGUUUCUUUUCCGAAAAAUAACAGUUAACCUUUAAGCUGCAAAAAUCUAUUUCCUUCAGUAGGAUCUGACAAAUUUUAAUGAGUGGAGAUGUUGGUAUAAUCUAGAAGAGAUUCAUGUUGAAGUUUUAUGGUGUGCCACCCACUUCACGGGUUUUGAUCCUUUAAAUGCUUUUGAAUAUUUUGGACUGAAUCAUAGUCUUCCGUAGCACUUUGAGGCAGCAGUUUUCUUUAAUUAAUCCUUUCAUUUUAGGAAGAUGUCUUUAAAUGUAUUGGCUACAAAUUCAGCUGUUUAUGUUUAUAAACUUGUCUUGCAUUGCUUCAAAUAUAUAUAUCUAUACAUUUGCAGAUCUGAUCUACCUUUAAAUGUACAUGUAUGCUCAAUUUGAGUCAUAUGGUGUAAGUUUAAUUGAUUUUUUAUACUCUUCUAUAUAAUGAAAAUAUACACUCACAUUUACCCGCCCACAAAACUAUACACACAGGCACAUAUUAACAUUAAUACAUCAAAUCUGGCAUAUGUGAUUUGCCAGUAUGUCAGGGACUGUUGAAAUAUGUAUGCCAUGUUAUGAGCGUCUUAUAUUAGUAGUAGUCUUAGAAUUUGCUGCUGUCGUUAAUGUAGAUUCUGUAUUGGAGUCGCUGAGGUAUUCAGUAAAAACAGUAGGUCCCUCUUUAUUAUUGGUUGGGGGGAGUUUAGCAGCAUGUAGUCGACCCUAUCCCCCAGAUGGGUCAUUGACCAUAGAAAGAGAAUUCUAAUUGUGUCAUUUACCUUGUAUAACCUAAUAGAACCAAGAGGAGGAUACUGUCAGUACCCCCAAACUGGUGAGUGAAAAACAAGAGUCAUCUUCCCUGUUCAUUUCUUCUUUAUCCUUGUGCAAGUGUGACUAACUUUAAGCUUUUUGUCACUCUCUUAAAUGGGGAAAAACAGGAAAGAAAUGCUUCCAGUCUUAUCAGGGAAUUUCCUAUUUAAAGUGAGACUCAUUAAGUUGUACAGAUAAAACAUUUUUGCUUGGCCAACCCUAUUUUCCAUGUCAUUGUACUUUAACUGAUGUACUGUAUCAGUUCAUAUUUAUAGACUUACAUUUCCAGUCUCCAAAUGCUUAAGUAUGUAACUGUAAUUUUAUGGUCUAGGCCUCCUCAGCCUUUCAGGUGUGUACAUAAGGUCAGUAUGCUUUCAGUGGAGUCUGUACACCGGGGAAUUUUAAUGUGAGCAUACAUUUUAUUGUCUGGUUUUGGACAGAGGAAUAGAGUUUAUGCAAUUAUAUAUGCGAGCAAUUUGUACCUCAUGUCACGUGUAGCAGGAGGUUUUGGGGACAGGAGAAUGGAUGUUCAACAUUCUGUAAGGUAUGUCCAUUUGUGAUCCAAGGGUAUUGCUCAAAUGCUCCGUAUAGGAGAACACAUAUUUUUGAUGUAUUUUUUUAAAGAUUGAAUAUCUUCAAUUGAGCAUUCAUACUGUGUAACAUUGUUACAUUACAGUAAUUAAUAUACAUUCCAUACGAUUUUCCAUAGCAUAUAUUGAUUAGGUGUGGGAAAUGGGGUAACGCUGACUUGUAAGGAUACAUUAACAGGGAUACUUUCUCAUUAGGAGUUUACAUUUUCAAUCAUAUUGAUAACCUCCACAGCAUACUGUGCUUAUGUCUACACAGAUACACCUGCAACAAUUUGGUGGGAAUCUGUGUAGGUGUGAGAUAGGGGGUCUGCGUGUGUGAGCGUAUGUGCAUGUGUGUGUGAAAAUGUUUGGUUUAAGCUCCAAAAAGAUUGAAACAGUAAACGUUUGGGGGUUGAGACAAAAAUGUUUUCAUAGAAGUGCAUGUUACUCAAGACCUAAAGAAGUCUGCUGACAAAGAAAAUAUUUUGUAUGUGACAAUUGUUAUUGAGUCAUUAGAGAUGUCAUCCAGCUGUGUCCCGUGUGGAGUGGCAUGGUGGACUGCUUGUCUGUUUUUUUACCUCUAAAGAGGGUUUGAUGGAGAGAGAUGAGAAUGAGCUAGCGCUUUGCUGCUCCGUCCUCUCUUCAGGUUGCACAUAAAUGGUGAUCGUAUGUAUGAGGUAAUCGUCUGCAUUUUAAGUGCCCAUUUUCUCCUGACAAAAUGUCAGAGAGCCAUGUGGCUAUGGUUCAAUAUUCAAAUAAUCAUUUCUCAUCAGAAGCAACAUAUUAUGAUUUAAAAAAGAAACCACAACACACAAAGAGAAAUUGAGAUUUGAAAUGUAUAAUCAAAUGACUAGAAAUAAAGGCAAGAUUAGAGACAUAAAACAUUGAAGGGCUUCUUAAUCUAUCAGUCUUUAUUGGAUUGUGAUGACUUUGUUGCAUGUUUGUGUGUUUCAUGUGAAAAAUAAAUGUGCCCUCAACAGGGUAGUUUGUUUGA